Molecule: messenger RNA, 1080 nt
Organism: Prunus armeniaca (apricot)
Lineage: Eukaryota; Viridiplantae; Streptophyta; Magnoliopsida; Rosales; Rosaceae
Source: the annotation of a GenBank genome assembly
AUGAGCUCUGAAAAUAUUGGUGCAAAUGGAAAUGGGGACUGCUUGGGUUGGGCUGCAACAGAUGAAUCUGGAAUUUUAUCACCUUACAAGUUUAGCCGAAGGUCUCUUCAAAACGAUGAUGUUUCCGUAAAGAUUACACACUGCGGAAUUUGUUAUGCUGAUGUGCUUUUUCCAAGGAACAAGCAUGGAAAUGCAAAGUAUCCAAUGGUGCCCGGACAUGAGAUUGCUGGAAUUGUGCAAGAAGUUGGUUCCAAUGUUCGUGGCUUCAAAGUCGGUAACCAUGUCGGAAUAGGAACUUAUGUUAAUUCAUGCAGAAACUGUGACUAUUGUGGUGAUGGUCUUGAAGUUUUUUGUGAAAAGGGAGCAGUUUAUACUUAUAACAAUGUUGAUGAGGAUGGCACAAUUACACAAGGAGGGUUUUCCAGUUACAUUGUUGCUCAUCAAGGGUACUGCUUCCGGAUACCAGAUGGCUAUCCAUUGGCCUCAGCAGCUCCUCUGCUUUGUGCUGGCAUCACUGUUUACACUCCGAUGAUGCGCCACAAGAUGAACCAGCCCGGAAAAUCUCUAGGGGUGAUUGGACUUGGUGGCCUUGGUCACUUGGCAGUGAAAUUUGGGAAGGCUUUUGGGCUAAACGUGACCGUUUUCAGCACGAGCACAUCGAAGAAAGAAGAAGCUCUAACUCUGCUUGGUGCAGACAAUUUCGUGGUCUCGUCCGACCUAGAGCAGAUGACGGCCCUGGCUAAGUCACUUGACUUCAUUAUUGACACAGCAUCUGGUGAUCAUCCAUUUGAUCCAUACAUGUCCCUGUUGAAGACUGCUGGUGUUCUUGUCUUGGUUGGGGCUCCAAGUGAAGUCAAAUUGAGUCCUCUAAGCCUGAUUGGGGGUAUGAAGUCGAUUUCUGGUAGCGCAACGGGCGGUACGAAGCAGACGCAGGAAAUGCUAGACUUCUGUGCUGCUCACAAGAUAUAUCCAAACAUAGAAAUAGUCCCAAUUCAGUAUGUAAAUGAAGCUCUUGAGAGGCUGAUAAAGAGAGAUGUGAAGUACCGUUUCGUGAUAGAUGUUGAAAGCUCCCUGAAAUGA